AUGAACGUCCAAAUCGAAGAUGACCACAGCAGCGACGAGGAGAGGGCAAAUCUGCAAGACACAUAUCACAGCGUAAAGAAGCCGGAGCGGCUGACUUUGGAGUGGCCAACUGCGAAGGAUGAAGAAGUACCUUCUGAAGCUUGGGACUACAAUGUAGCACGCCACCGCUCCGUUCGGAUUGAAGCCGGUGCUACGAAAUCUCACGAGACCCAUCGUCACAAAAUUCGGCGCCGCCCUUCUCGGAAAUACGUUGAAGACAAGUCUCCAAAGCCAUCGCAAGAUGCAGACCAGGAUUCUGACGAUGUUCUUGACGACUACUAUGGAGGAGCUCCUAUCACGUCAAUGCAUAUCCAGCCCGCGAUGCCAGGUCGACCUCUACCGGAGUUCUCGGGCGGCGAGUCCCUUUACAGACCUUUAAGAAUGCGCUCUGCUUCCAGGCCGUCUCCAUAUCAAUCCGCACAACCGCAUCCACUUCCCCACUCUAGACCCUCACGAAUGCAUCCUCCGCCCAACCCUUUUAUGGAAUAUGAUGAUGGGCCUCCUUCGCCCUCAGCGUUCGGCCCGCCUCCUUCCCGGCCUCUAAGUAGACCACCCUCCAUGGGCUUUAUGUCGCCACCGGAAACCAGGCUCCGCUUCUCGUCAACACCGUUCUAUCGCCAAUCAUACGAUAAUCGUCCAACCCGGAUGCCGGAUACGACCACGAUUCGAGUCGCUCCUCCGCAUCAUACAGGCGGUCUUUGGGAUCGUGCCGCUGUUCGUCAGCUGCCUGGAGUACUGAAGCUAAACUUGAAGCUCGUCCUCACUCGCAAAGGGGAAAGGUACAAAGGCCGCCCGUUCUCAUACGAGACACACUCUUGGGACGACGUGGACUUCGCUCAUCGAUUGCGGAAAGAAUACAGGAGUCUCAAAACCGAGCAGAUUGGUCUGAUGCAGAAGGCGACUUCCUACAAAACCAUCAGCUUCAUCUAUUUCCUCCAGUACCAUGCUUUCCAGGACCCGGGGUACAGGUCUGGCAGAUGGGAAAUCACCGAUCGUGUUCCUAUUGUGCCGCGAGAAGAUGAGAAAGCAAGAAGUUUCUUUAUGUAUCAGUUCAAACGACGAGUACAGAAGGUCUCGAAGCUCUUUAGCACUCUCUCCGACAAGAAGCCUCCUCCUCCGAAGCGGUCGCGAGAUUGGAUACGACGACUUGAAUUUCUGAUCGAGCCGGGAGCUGUCAUCGAUAUCGAAGUCAAGGAAACGUUUGAUUCCAUGAAGAUCUAUCUUGGGCUACUGCUCGCGGUGCUGCUAAGUCUUGGGGUUGCUCUUGCUUAUGGUCUCGUAAAGGACAACGACUUCUCCACCGGUUUCUCGAUCGCUAGCUGGCUGUUGACCGCAUUUGGUUUCUUCGCGGCGGUCGUCGCCGCGGGCGAGUACCUUGGACUGGAGAGUCCCACUGCGACGCUCUCAGCGGCAGAAGAGUUGCGACCAGGAAGAAUCAGCCGCGAGCUGUUGGACCAUGGGAUGUACACGCAACGAGACUGA
This is a messenger RNA of Lecanosticta acicola, 1521 nucleotides long. The record is from the annotation of a GenBank genome assembly. Lineage: Eukaryota; Fungi; Ascomycota; Dothideomycetes; Mycosphaerellales; Mycosphaerellaceae.